This is a messenger RNA of Lycium ferocissimum, 2543 nucleotides long. Its product is annotated as protein ETHYLENE INSENSITIVE 3-like. Gene Ontology annotation, molecular function: DNA binding; DNA-binding transcription factor activity. NCBI's taxonomy places the organism in Eukaryota, Viridiplantae, Streptophyta, Magnoliopsida, Solanales, Solanaceae. Gene Ontology annotation, cellular component: nucleus. The transcript is spliced from 3 exons. The coding region runs from base 304 to 2133 and encodes 609 amino acids. The record is from RefSeq and is a predicted model, not a curated record.
CAAGUUGAGAUCUUUACUGGGAUUUUGUGUUAGUUUUCAUCAGUUUUUCUACGUCUCCAGAUAGAUUGAUCUUUGGGUUAUUGAUGUAUUUGCUCUAUUAUGAUAUGUGGCCCUGAUGUAAAUAUUUGAGCUUUUGCUUCAAGAUUGGAUUUUUCUGUGUUUUUUAGUCUGAAUUUUGUCAUCACUAGAUACUUAGGCUCAUGUGAUUUGAUCAUCUUCAAUAUAUUCUUCUCUGAGUAUUGGAUUUUUGGUAUUAGCUGCAAGUAGCUUCACCUUUUUUGAGUGAUUGCUUGUCCUGUCAAGAUGAUGAUGUUUGAGGAAAUGGGGUUCUGUGGCGAUCUUGAUUUCUUUCCUGCUCCGCUAAAGGAAGUGGAACCGGCUGCUGCUCCACAGACUGAGCCGGAUCCGGUGAUGGAUGAUGAUUAUAGCGAUGAGGAGAUUGAUGUGGAUGAACUGGAGAGGAGAAUGUGGAAGGAUAAAAUGAAGUUGAAAAGGCUCAAAGAAAUGACUAAAAGUAAGGAAGGUGUUGAUCCUGCAAAACAACGUCAGUCGCAGGAGCAAGCGAGGAGGAAGAAGAUGUCAAGGGCACAGGAUGGAAUCCUGAAGUACAUGUUGAAAAUGAUGGAAGUGUGUAAAGCUCAGGGUUUUGUUUAUGGUAUCAUCCCGGAAAAAGGAAAGCCGGUUAGUGGGGCAUCUGAUAAUCUUAGGGAGUGGUGGAAGGAUAAAGUGAGGUUUGAUCGAAAUGGCCCUGCAGCCAUAGCCAAAUAUCAAGCUGAUCAUGCCAUCCCAGGCAUGAACGAGGGAUCUAAUCCGGUGGGUCCUACCCCUCACACCUUGCAGGAGCUUCAAGAUACCACACUUGGUUCGUUAUUGUCAGCUUUGAUGCAGCACUGUGAUCCUCCUCAAAGAAGAUUUCCAUUGGAGAAAGGCGUUCCGCCACCAUGGUGGCCCACUGGACAGGAGGAUUGGUGGCCUCAAUUGGGUUUACAAAAGGACCAAUGUUCUCCACCUUAUAAGAAGCCUCAUGAUCUAAAGAAGGCGUGGAAGGUUGGUGUCCUCACGGCGGUGAUCAAGCACAUGUUCCCCGAUAUUGCUAAAAUCCGCAAGCUGGUACGGCAGUCAAAGUGCUUGCAGGAUAAGAUGACAGCCAAAGAAAGUGCAACUUGGCUUGCUAUUAUUAGUCAGGAGGAAGCUUUGGCUCGGGAACUUUAUCCUGAUCGCUGUCCACCUUUGUCCUCAGCUGGUGGUAGUGGAAAUUUCAUGUUGAAUGACAGCAGUGAGUAUGAUGUUGAAGGUGCUCAAGAUGAGCCUAACUUUGAUAUUCAAGAGCAAAAACCAAACCACCUCAAUUUGUUGAAUAUCAAUGUUGAGAGAUUCAAGGAGACGAUGCCUCUGCAGCAACAAUCUCAUCAAAACCAAGAUGAACUAAUCACCAACUUAGAUUUCUGUCUGAAGAGGAAGCAAUCCAAUGAACCGACUGUGAUGAUGGCUCAAAAGAUCUUUACAUGCGAGUUUCUUCAAUGUCCUCACAACGAAAUUCGCCAUGGUUUUCAGGAUAGAUCUUCCAGAGACAAUCAUCAAUUUGCUUGUCCUUUCAGAAAUUCUUCCCGGUUUGGAGUUUCAAACUUUCAGAUUAAUGAAGUCAAGCCAGCUAUCUUCCCUCAACAAUAUAUCCAGCCAAAGCCAGUUAAUCAAGGUCCACCUUCCUUUGAUCUAUCUGGUAUAGGAGUUCCUGAAGAUGGGCAAAGAAUGAUUAAUGACCUUAUGUCAUUCUAUGAUAGUAAUGUACAAGGAAGCAAAAGCCAAAAUACCGGGACUUUUUCGUUGACCAAAGAGCAGCAGCCUCAUCAACCACCUCGUAUCCAUCAGGACAAUAACGUGCUCAGCCAAGGGAUAAUGGACGGAAAUAUCUUCAAAGACACUAAUAUUUCCACAACUCAGUCUAUGCUCCCACAAGGCAAUCUGUUUGAUCAAUCCAAGGCUUUAAAUUCGCCUUUCAAUGCUGGCUCCAAUGACAAUUUCCAUUUCAUGUUUGGGUCUCCGUUCAACUUACAGUCGACCAAUUAUAAUGGAAAUUUGCCUGGCGUUGGAUACGAUACCACACCGAAGCAAGAUGUUCCAAUUUGGUACUAGCCAGGAGGUUGACAUGUAUAUCAAGUAGUCAGUUUUGGCUUCAUAGAUAUAGCUAAGCACUCGUCUGCUUUUUCAGGUGGAUUUUUAAUCGCCUAUAGUCCUCUUAGUUAUUGGUAUUUCCUGUUACCAUGUGUUGUAAAGGUUGAAGAACUGGGCAUGGUGUAACAAACACCCUCAAAUAUUUGCCAAUACUUCUUAAGAGGACAUGUAGAUAUCUUAUAAAUAAGUUACUGUUUCAUCAUGGCCAGUUUUAUCAGUCAGUAUAAACUGUUGAAUUUAUAGGCUGUGGCUUAGUUCCUUUUUGUUUAGUACUGUUCUCAAGAUUGUUUGAGAGAUCUACUCUAUCCUUUGAAGUCUUGUGGCAUUGUUGUUAAUGUUGCCAAAAUUAUGUAAAGAGGUGUUUUCUGCUA